This is a messenger RNA of Musca domestica (house fly), 1920 nucleotides long. It is a transcript of the gene loqs, whose product is annotated as interferon-inducible double-stranded RNA-dependent protein kinase activator A homolog. The record is from RefSeq and is a predicted model, not a curated record. The coding region runs from base 189 to 1445 and encodes 418 amino acids. The transcript has 6 exons. Lineage: Eukaryota; Metazoa; Arthropoda; Insecta; Diptera; Muscidae.
CAGACCGUUUAGUUGACACCCAGGGUAAAAAAUUUUCAUUGAUUUUGUCGUAGUUCAUCGAAGAGAGAGAUUUGCUGCAUUUUAUUUGAAGAUAAAUUUUAUGAAAAUUACAAUUUAUUUUUAAAUAAAUAUCAGUGCAAAUCUGAAAAAACCCAUAAAGAAUCUAUUGAAUUAGAAAAAUCAGAAAAAUGACAUCUGUACCAACACCUGAGGGACAACAACCACAGCAGCAGCAGCAAUCAACGGGAUUUGCACCCCGACGCGUAUAUGAAGGUCAGGCGGCAACAUCCAAUGGCCAAGGUGGUGGUGGAGCACCAACAGCUGCUGCCCCAACCAUGCCGGCCAAUCCUACCAUCUUACAGAGACCCAAGGUGAAGAAGGAAAAAAUUACCGAAUUAACAGCCGCAACUGGAAAAUUAGCCAUUGAGGAGUCACUAAAAUUGACUGAUGCCAAUGGCAUUGCAAUGAAAACUCCCGUUUCAUUGCUGCAAGAACUCCUCAGUCGUCGGGGAAUAACACCAAGUUAUGAAUUGGUACAAAUUGAGGGAGCCAUACAUGAACCAACAUUUCGUUAUCGCGUCUCCUUUAAUGACAAAGAUGUACCAUUUACAGCAAUGGGCGCUGGUCGCUCUAAAAAAGAGGCUAAGCACUCGGCUGCCAGAGCCUUGAUAGAUAAACUAACUGGUGUGCAAUUACCGGAAGCUCAGGCGACAACAACAAAUGCAACCACAAAUGCUACAGUUGGGGUAGAUGGCAAUGCCAAUGUUUCGGGGGGUGGAGAUGCUGCUGAUAAAAUUGUUGGCAAUCCCAUUGGAUGGCUUCAGGAAAUGUGCAUGUCUCGCCGUUGGCCACCACCAAACUAUGAAACCGAAACUGAAGUCGGUUUGCCACAUGAACGGCUCUUUACGAUUGCUUGCACAAUUUUGAAUUUCCGUGAGGUGGGCAAGGGCAAGAGCAAGAAAAUUGCCAAACGUAUGGCUGCCCAUAAAAUGUGGACACGUCUGCAGGAGACACCAAUUGAAAAUAAUCAAUUGGCUGAGUCGAUGGGCACGGAAUUGGGUGGCGAUAAGGCCAAUUAUUAUGGUGAUUUGAAAGAUAUAACUGUACCAACCAUCACCAGUCAGCAUAGCGCUAAAGUUUCCCAAUUUCAUAAGACCCUAAAAAAUUCAACGGGUAAAAAACUUCACAAGUUGCAGAAAACUUGCUUGAAGAGUCCCAAAAUUGAGUAUGUCAAACUUUUGGCUGAAAUUGCCCAUGAAAAUCAAUUCGAGGUCACCUAUGUGGACAUCGAAGAGAAAACAUUCAACGAUCAAUAUCAAUGUUUGGUUCAACUUUCGACAUUGCCCGUUGGCGUUUGCCAUGGCUCGGGCCCGACACAGGCUGAUGCCCAGAAAAUGGCAGCACAAAAUGCAUUGGAGUAUUUGAAGAUUAUGACCAAAAAAUGAAUGGCAUAAUAAGAAAUAAUGAUACCUAAAAAAAUUGGGGGCAAAAGCAAAUAUUAUCCCUAAGUAAGCGUACCCCCUUUCAAAAAACUACACAAUUUUAUAGCCUGUAAUGCAGCUGUCGCGUCUAUAAAGAAGAUGAACCUCCAUUGAUGAUAUACAAAAAAAAAGAAAAAUCAGAACAAAAAAAAUUGGAAAUAUGGUUUUGUUUUUUAUGUUUACAUUAUGUUUUUGUUAUAUUUUUUUACAACACACAUUUCUUUUUUGGUGCUUCUUUUUACUUUCUCUUACAUACCAUCCAAAAUUAUGUAUUAAAGCAAGUAGCUGGGUAACUUUUUUUGUAAGCAAUUUUUUAAAUGCCUCCACACAUAUAUUUUUGAAUUUAAUUUUUUUUUCAUUUAGUUUUGUACGACAUUGCUGACCAACAACAGCUACAGGCUUUCAAGUAAUAUUACAACAUGAAAAAAAAAAACAAAAA